Molecule: messenger RNA, 1722 nt
Organism: Neurospora crassa OR74A
Lineage: Eukaryota; Fungi; Ascomycota; Sordariomycetes; Sordariales; Sordariaceae
Gene: npd-1
Product: FMN-dependent 2-nitropropane dioxygenase
Exons: 6
Coding region: 361-1497 (378 amino acids)
Molecular function (GO): nitronate monooxygenase activity
Source: RefSeq, a predicted model, not a curated record
GAAAGGAACGGUGCAAGUGUGAAUCACCUACCUAUUCUCCUCGGUAAUUCACCCCAUGUCCGGACCCAUACCAAACAUCCCAAUCAGGAAAUCGUUCAGGAAUACAGCAAGUUUUCGAGAAAGUCGCAAGUUACUCAACAUAGCCACCGGAACGCGAUCGGCUGUUGUCGUAUAUAAGAGUGACCCUUCUCCACUUUGAGUUGUGGUGUAAGUACAACCUCCGCGGAGAACCUCAUCGCCGAGUUGGAGUAUUUAUAUAAGCAUACCGUCACCCCGCACCUCACCUCACAAUCAUUCACCAACCAUAACAACAACACCAAAGACACUUGAAAUCAGAAUCAACAAGAUAUACCAAUAAACAUGCACUUCCCAGGCCACAGCAGCAAGAAGGAGGAAUCUGCCCAAGCGGCCCUCACGAAGCUGAACUCCUGGUUCCCCACCACCAAGAACCCCGUCAUCAUCAGCGCCCCCAUGUAUCUCAUCGCCAACGGCACUCUUGCGGCCGAGGUAUCCAAGGCCGGCGGUAUUGGCUUUGUCGCCGGCGGCUCCGACUUCCGCCCCGGCUCCUCCCACCUAACCGCCCUCUCUACCGAACUCGCCUCCGCCCGCAGCCGCCUCGGUCUUACCGACCGCCCCCUCACCCCUCUCCCCGGCAUUGGCGUCGGCCUCAUUUUAACCCACACCAUCUCCGUUCCCUACGUAACCGACACCGUCCUGCCCAUCCUGAUCGAACACUCCCCGCAAGCAGUCUGGCUCUUCGCCAACGACCCGGAUUUCGAGGCCUCUUCCGAGCCUGGCGCAAAGGGAACAGCAAAGCAAAUCAUCGAGGCCCUUCACGCUUCGGGGUUCGUGGUAUUCUUUCAAGUAGGCACGGUGAAAGAUGCAAGGAAGGCGGCGGCAGAUGGGGCAGAUGUGAUUGUUGCGCAAGGGAUCGAUGCGGGAGGGCAUCAGCUUGCUACAGGGAGUGGGAUUGUGAGUUUGGUACCGGAGGUUAGGGAUAUGCUUGAUAGAGAGUUCAAGGAACGAGAGGUGGUGGUUGUGGCGGCGGGAGGUGUGGCGGAUGGGAGGGGGGUUGUAGGGGCGCUGGGUCUAGGCGCCGAGGGUGUGGUAUUGGGUACUAGGUUCACCGUAGCAGUCGAAGCUUCCACCCCCGAGUUCCGCAGGAAGGUCAUCCUCGAGACAAACGAUGGUGGUCUCAACACCGUCAAAUCCCAUUUCCACGACCAAAUCAACUGCAACACAAUCUGGCACAACGUCUACGACGGGCGAGCCGUUCGCAAUGCCUCCUACGACGACCACGCGGCCGGUGUCCCCUUUGAAGAGAAUCACAAGAAGUUCAAGGAGGCAGCGAGCUCUGGGGAUAACUCGCGGGCUGUGACUUGGUCCGGGACUGCUGUGGGUCUGAUAAAGGACCAGAGGCCGGCUGGCGAUAUUGUUAGGGAGUUGAGGGAAGAGGCCAAAGAGAGGAUCAAGAAGAUUCAGGCUUUUGCUGCUUAAGGGGGGGCCUAAGGGGUGCCGCGUGUAAUGAUGGGUGAUUGAAAACGCAUGGGUCAAUAUCGUAACUACAGAUCGCAAGCGAGUUUGGUCUUCGGUUCCUUGGUGAUCUUUGACUGUGUUCUGCCUCUUUAUUGCUCUUCGUCGUAAUGGGCACGAGGGAUGGGAAGCAAAAACAUGAUAAUUCGAAAUAAGAUAAGAAAAGGAAUUAUUGAUUUCUUAUCGAAA